AUUCCUUACGUGAUCUUGACAAUACCAAAUAUUGCAGUUAGUAAAACCAAAAAAAUGGAUAUCGAUUUGAGGGGAUUUGGUAUGGAUCCGGCGACAAUCGCGGCUAUCGCAACCAUGUUUGACGUCGCCGACGAAGUUGACUCCGAUAAACCCCAUCCGCCGUCGCGAGCAUACGUUCGGGACGCUAAGGCAAUGAGAAACACGCCGGCAGAUAUCAUAGAGUACCCGAACUCGUACCAGUUCAUCGUGGACAUGCCUGGGCUGAAGCGGGAGCAGAUCAAGGUGCAUGUGGAGGACAGCAACGUGCUGGUGGUGAGUGGGGAGCGGCGGAGGGAAAAGGAAGAAGGGGUGAAGUAUGUGAGGAUGGAGAGGAGGGUAGGGAAGCUGCUGAAAAAGUUCAUUUUGCCGGAAAAUGCAAACAUGGAUGCUAUAUCUGCUGUGAAUCACGACGGUGUGUUGAAGGUUAUGGUAGAGAAGCUGCCACCGCCGGAGCCGAAGAAACCCAAGACCAUCGAGGUGAAGGUGGGGUCGCCCUCGGAGGAAGCUGCACCGGCGAGUGAUGGAACGGGUACAAGUGGACAGCUGUACAAAUGAAUAAAUGUAGAAUGUGUAUUUAGGGUUGCGUAAUCAUGUAUGCGUAUAUGUAUAUGCAGUUUGAAUGUUCUGUAGCCAUAACGACGUCGUUUGUUUGUUGCUAUACACCCGUCCUUGUCGUUUCUUUA
Messenger RNA from Lactuca sativa (garden lettuce), 722 nucleotides. Its product is annotated as 17.1 kDa class II heat shock protein. The record is from RefSeq and is a predicted model, not a curated record. Lineage: Eukaryota; Viridiplantae; Streptophyta; Magnoliopsida; Asterales; Asteraceae.